GAUAAAGACAACUAUAAGUGCGUUCUUGUUAUAGACGACCGCCACACAGACUGGUUUGUUUACUUCAGAAAACUGAAAGUAUUUGGCAGGAUGGACAUCAGAGUUGAACAAGCAGAAUUCAGGGAACUGAACCUGACGUCAUUCGCUGGCGAAGGGAUGGUCGUUCACUACCGAACGAUUCAUUCAUCAUUCAUAUCCAGACUGUUCCAACCGGAUAUAAUCCUGGUGAGACAGCAUGCACGGAACGCCACGGAGAACUGGAGUCAACUGUUGAUAGGAUUGAUGCAUGGAGGCGUGCCAUCUGUCAAUCAAUUGCACUCUCUCUAUAAUUUCAUGGAUAAACCAUGGGUGUUCUCAAACCUGGUACGUCUGCGUAACAAACUUGGGCGCGAUAAGUUUCCGCUCAUCGAGCAAACAUUUUAUCCAAACCAUAAGGAGAUGAUGAGCAACUUGUGGGUGAUAGUUGCUAGGCAAAUAAACCAACCAACUAGCAAACACUCAUCCGUCAAAGUUGACGACCAUCACUUGUUUCAAGACAUUGCCAGCAUAAUGGGUGUGACGGAAUGUUACGCGACAGUUGAACCCCACAUACAGUCGCUAGGCGAUGUUCACAUUAUUAAAAUCGGGCACAAUUAUAAGGCUUACAUACGGAGGGCCAUGUCAGGAAAUUGGAAGGCAAAUGUUGGGUCAGCUAUCCUAGAACAAGUUCCUGUCAAUGAUAGAUACAAAUCAUGGGUGGAUGAAUGCAGUAAAAUAUUUGGCGGCCUUGACAUUAUCUGUGUCAAGGCCAUCCUGGCAGCCGAUGGCAGAGAGUUCAUCGUAGAGGUGACUGACUCAUCCCUGCCGCUGUUGGGCAACGAGCAAGAGGAGGACUGCCAGCUGAUGGCCGACCUCGUGAUCCGGAAGUUG
This is a messenger RNA of Helobdella robusta, 909 nucleotides long. RefSeq lists its product as hypothetical. NCBI's taxonomy places the organism in Eukaryota, Metazoa, Annelida, Clitellata, Rhynchobdellida, Glossiphoniidae. The record is from RefSeq and is a predicted model, not a curated record. Gene Ontology annotation, biological process: neurotransmitter secretion. The transcript has 11 exons. Gene Ontology annotation, cellular component: synaptic vesicle membrane; synaptic vesicle. The annotation marks the transcript as partial. Gene Ontology annotation, molecular function: ATP binding.